Cucurbita maxima (winter squash) is the source of this 4007-nucleotide messenger RNA. RefSeq names its product soluble starch synthase 3, chloroplastic/amyloplastic-like. NCBI's taxonomy places the organism in Eukaryota, Viridiplantae, Streptophyta, Magnoliopsida, Cucurbitales, Cucurbitaceae. Gene Ontology annotation, molecular function: starch binding; alpha-1,4-glucan glucosyltransferase (UDP-glucose donor) activity. Bases 269 to 3706 code for a protein of 1145 amino acids. The record is from RefSeq and is a predicted model, not a curated record. The transcript has 16 exons.
GCUUCGGAUGGCUGUGAGCGAAGUCGCUUCCUUAUUUUUUUGCUGUUUAUCGGCGAAGCCUUUCAUGGUGUGUGCUUAUUCAAACUCUCGUCCUUUUCCUCGUAUCGGGAUUUUGUUCUUUUUCCCUUUAAUUAUGAUUCAUUUGCGCGAUUCUAGAGGGAGAUUGAUCGGGAGUGCGAUCUGAAGCUUGUUUGGAUGAUCGUAUUUUUUAGUUGAUCGAAGAAGAGGAAGAAGAAGAGUGGGAAACGGGGUGGUUGAUUCGUUUCUAAUGGAGGUGGCGCUUCAGGCUCAUGUGUCGGGGAGUUGGAGGAGGAGGAGGAAUUUCUGUGAAGCACAAGCGGGGAGUUCGAAGUUUAGACUGUUUCAUGGGAAUAGACCGUCGUGUACUACUUCUACUACACUGUCUCCAUUAUGGUUCAGAGGGCACCGUGUAGCGGGGACGUCGUUCAGAAUUGUUGCCUGUGCAAAUCAGUCAGAUUCAUCAAGGAAGAGAUCUAGGAAUUUGUCAACAGCGAGAUUUGAAAGCUCUUCAUCAAAGGGAUUCAAACCCAAAGUUCCUAUAGGAACAAGUAUCCCUAAAAAAGAUCAGAGCCGAGAUGAAGAGAAAGAGGGCUCUGCAACGCUAAAAUCUAGUACACACAUAGAGCCCAAACAGGCAGCACUUAAGUUGAAGGUAGGGGAUGAGGAGGAUUUGUCUGCUCAACUUUCACAAAAUAUUGAGAAUGAUGCAGAAAGUAAAAUCUCUUUGACAAGCAAGGCUACGUCUGUUGUUAAAAGUACUGCACCAAUAGGUAUUGGUGGGUUAAGUGGGAUAGACAAUGGAUUACAAGAGAAAGAAGAGGAGAGUGAACCAAGUGAAACAGUAUCAGAUGUCCUAGAUAACUCUGUGAAACUCUUUGAGAUGGAAAAGAAGUUAACCAAGGAAAAUUCUUUAAAAUUGAAGUUGAAGAUGGAAGCAAAUGCGAAGAGACAGGAAAUUCAGAGACUGGCUAAUGAAAAUCUCAUAGGAGGCAUUCGAGUAUUUGUUUUUCCGCAAGUUGUUAAACCUGAUCAAAAUAUAGAAGUGUUCUUUAAUAGGAGUUUUUCUAUUCUGAGUGAAGAGCCAGAAAUUAUGAUCAUGGGAGCAUUGAAUGACUGGAAGUGGAAAUUUUUUACUAUAAGGCUAAACAAAGCAAAUCUAAAUGGGGAUUGGUGGUUUUGUCAAAUUCAUGUUCCCAAAGAGGCUUACAAUAUCGACUUCGUCUUCUUUAAUGGGAAAGAUGUCUAUGAAAAUAAUGAUGGAAAAGAUUUCUGCAUAUCUGUGGAAGGUGGAAUGGAUGCCUCUGCAUUUGAAGAUUUCCUAUUAGAGGAGAAACGUAAAGAUCUAGAAAGACUUGCUAAAGAGAGGGCUGAAAGGGAAAGACAAGAACAAGAACUGAGGCGAAUAGAAUCUGAGAAGGUUGCUAGGGCAACCGACAGAGCCCAGGCGAAGGCAGAGACUGAAAAAAGAAGAGAGACGUUAAAACAGCUUUCAAAAAUGGCAGUGAGGUCUGUUAGUAAUGUUUGGUUCAUUGAACCUGCUGAGUUUCAAGGUGAAGACUCAGUCAGGUUAUACUAUAAUAAAAGAUCAGGUCCUCUGGCUCAUGCAAAAGAGCUUUGGAUUCUUGGUGGGCAUAAUAAUUGGACAGAUGGAUUAUCCAUUAUUGAAAUGUUGGUCUUUUCUGAUAUAAGGGACGAUUGUGAUUGGUGGUACGCUGAUGUAAUUGUACCUGAUCGAGCCAUUAUUCUGGAUUGGGUUCUUGCUGAUGGGCCACCCAAUAAGGUCAAUAUUUAUGAUAACAACAAGCGUCGUGAUUUCCAUGCGAUUGUUCCAAAAGCCAUUUCUGAGGAGCUAUACUGGGCUGAGGAAGAACAGUGGAUUUAUAGGAAACUUCAGGAAGAGAGGAGAUCAAGAGAGGAGGCUGCCCGUGCCAAGGCUGAAAGAACAGCUCGUAUGAAAUCUGAGAUAAAGGAAAGAACCUUGAAAAACUUUUUAUUGUCACAGAAGCACAUAGUGUUUACUGAUCCUGUUGAUGUUCAAGCAGGAAGCACAGUGACAGUAUUUUACAAUCCUGCCAAUACACCUCUGAAUGGAAAACCUGAAGUAUGGUUUAGAUGUUCAUUUAAUCGUUGGUCCCACCGUAAGGGUCCAUUGCCACCACAAAAAAUGUUGCCUGCAGAUGGUAGCAGCCGUGUGAAAGCCACUGUUAAGGUUCCAAAUGACGCAUAUAUGAUGGAUUUUGUAUUUUCUGAGUGGGAAGAUGGUGGGACGUUUGACAAUAAGAAUGGCAUGGAUUACCAUAUACCUGUGGCUGGUCAGUUAGUUAAGGAGCCACCCUUGCACAUUGUGCAUAUUGCUGUAGAAAUGGCCCCUAUUGCAAAGGUUGGAGGUCUUGGUGAUGUUGUGACUAGUUUAUCCCGUGCUAUUCAAGAUUUGAACCAUAAUGUGGACAUUGUUCUUCCUAAGUAUGACUGUCUGAACCUAAGCAAUGUGGAAAAUUUUCACCAUCAGCAAAAUUAUUUCUGGGAUGGAACAGAAAUAAAAGUCUGGUUCGGCAAAGUGGAAGGGCUCUCUGUUUACUUUCUGGAGCCUCAAAAUGGGCUUUUUUGGACAGGAUGUAUAUAUGGUUGUAAUAAUGAUGGAGAGAGGUUUGGUUUCUUUUGUCAUGCUGCUCUUGAAUUCUUACUUCAAGGAGGAUUUCACCCUGAUAUUAUCCAUUGCCAUGAUUGGUCUAGUGCUCCAGUUUCUUGGUUAUUCAAGGAAGAAUACAUGCACUAUGGCCUUACUAAAGCUCGGGUUGUCUUCACUAUUCACAAUUUAGAAUUUGGAGCGCAGCUUAUUGGGAGAGCAAUGUUGUACUCGGACAAGGCUACAACUGUGUCUCCUACGUAUUCAAAGGAGGUCGCGGGAAAUCCUGUCAUUGCACCCCAUCUUCAUAAAUUUCAUGGCAUAGUGAAUGGAAUUGACCCUGACAUAUGGGAUCCAUAUAAUGACGAUUUUAUUCCUGUACCUUACACUUCAGAGAAUGUUAUUGAGGGAAAAACAGCUGCUAAGGAAGCAUUAAGACAGAGACUUGGCCUAAGUAGGUUUGAUCUUCCUUUAGUAGGAAUCAUCACUCGCCUGACUCAUCAAAAGGGAAUCCAUCUCAUCAAGCAUGCCAUCUGGCGAACUCUCGAUCGGGGUGGACAGGUUGUGUUGCUUGGUUCAGCUCCUGAUCCACGCAUUCAAAAUGAUUUUGUGAAUUUGGCAAAUGAGUUGCAUUCAUCUUACCCUGACCGUGCUCGCCUUUGUCUUACUUACGACGAGCCUCUUUCACACCUUAUAUAUGCUGGUGCAGAUCUGAUGCUGGUCCCUUCAAUUUUUGAGCCGUGUGGUCUAACUCAACUCACCGCUAUGAGAUAUGGUUCAGUACCUGUUGUCCGAAAAACUGGAGGACUUCAUGAUACUGUGUUUGACGUCGAUCAUGAUAAAGAAAGAGCACAAGCAGCAGGCCUUGAAACAAAUGGGUUCAAUUUUGAAGGAGCAGAUCCAUCUGGCGUUGAUUAUGCUCUAAAUAGGGCAAUCUCUGCAUGGUAUAACGAUCGAAGCUGGUUUGAUUCAUUAUGCCAGAGAGUGAUGGAUCAAGACUGGUCUUGGAACCGGCCUUCUCUCGACUACUUGGAGCUUUACCAUGCAGCCCGGAAAUGAGAAACGGUGAUAAACAAUCGAAAAUGGGAGCGGGGAGCGCGAUAUCGGUGUCAAUCUGAUUCGAACUCGACGUCCUGUACAGGUUUUGUUAUAAUUCUGGCUUCAUUUCCCUUAGUUAUUAGGCCAAGGAAUCUAUGGUGGCACAAGCUUUAGAGUUCAAUAAUUGAUUCCAUCUUUCUUUACAAUGCAAGCAUGCUUCAGCUUUUAUAGAUAUGAAUGUACGUUCUGAUGUUCCAAUAAAUGGAAUCUGAUAAUAAGAUCCAAGUGGUUUAUGCAGUCACUUGUUGUUCACCACUGAAAA